AUGCCAACGGGGUAGGCUGGCACGUUGUUGAUGAUUGAGGGGAUAAGGUUAGGCUAGACCGGGGGGCUUGACUCAUGGGUCACUGGCUGACGUCUGUAGACCAUGGCCUGAUACGAUUCAACAUGGCAGGCCUUAAUCCUAAGACACUUCGAGAAGCAAUUGAAGUGCCCCUCCAACGGAGUUCUAUACUGCUCCUCAGUAUUGAACAUGCAGAUCUGGUAGAACUGAGGCUCCAAUCUGUGUCGAUCGCGAGUGUACGAUGGACAUGACUGUAUAUCAACUUAACUCCCUUAAUUGCCGCUGCUCGACGCACCAAGCUGCACCUAAGCCUUAGGAAUCCCUACCACAUCUACCGCCUAGAAAACCACCUGAUAACCAAUCAUC
Babjeviella inositovora NRRL Y-12698 is the source of this 384-nucleotide messenger RNA. RefSeq lists its product as uncharacterized. Bases 75 to 269 code for a protein of 64 amino acids. The record is from RefSeq and is a predicted model, not a curated record. The transcript has a single exon. NCBI's taxonomy places the organism in Eukaryota, Fungi, Ascomycota, Pichiomycetes, Serinales.